CGAUACGGUACGAUUUUUCAAUACUUAAAAAAACUCAAAUGAAGUGAAUGGCAUUUUGUAAAUCAAAACCAAAACAGUGUAUGGUUGAAAACUACAUAAACUUUGAUUUCAAACAAAUUAAUUAUGAUUGAAUAAAAUUAAUGGAAGAGAAGAAAUUGAGUGCGAGAGGACAUCAAACUAAUUUUAACCAGUCUGGUUGGCUUUGUUGGAUGUCAAUGCUUGUUGUGUCAUAAUAUACUCGUUUCAGGACACAUUCAUCGGUGAUAUGUAUUUUUCUUAUUAAACUCACAUUAUUUCACAUAUAAUAUCAACGGUUAUCUUAUUACUAGAACCAGCAUCGAUCGGUACUAUUACAACAUUGCAGAAUCGUGAUUUAAUUAAUUUUUGUAAAUUUGAUCUUGAUUGUAAAUCGUUGAAUAAGAGAUCCUUGAUCCGAUGGUCAUCAAGCUAUGUUCAAACAUAAGUUUGCACUUGCCCUUGUCGGUGUAAAUGUGGAGAAUCUCCCACCAAAUUUAGCAUAUGUUCAUGAUUGUCUGUAAAGCGACGGCCACCAAAUACACAUUCCGGGGAAAAGGCUCUUCUUGGUUGCAUUGCAUCAAAUACAGUUUAGCUCAAACCACAAGGAUUGAAUAUUCUUGACAGAUGGUCAAGGGUAAAGUAUUAACCUGCAACCCAAGUCAUCUGGAAAAAGAAGUGAGCCCAAGAACAAUCUGAACAGCAGACAAAGAUUGAACAUAUGCUUUGCACCAGAAGCAAAGAAACCCCAAAAAGCUAAAGAAACAAAGAACUAAAGAGGAAACAGAGCUCAAAGCAUGGAAAAGCUUCACUUCCACAGAUUGCAAACUUGGCCUACAAAACCCCCCAUCUCCCCUCCACGCUAUUCUCAAAAUCCAACUGAAGGUUUCGGCCUCAUCCUUCUUCUUCUUCUUCUUCAUCAUCAUCAUCCUGUCUUCUUCAUCAUCAAUGGCAAGAACGAUCCAGAGACCGAUCGGAAUGCUGGGACUCACCUGUCUCGUGCUGCUGUCGCUUCAGCAAACUAGUGCAUUCCAGUUCACCAUUGGUGGUGCCAAAGGUUGGACGGUUCCUGGUAAUUCCUCCGGCUUGAGUUACAAUUCUUGGGCCGAAAGCAACCGGUUCUCCACCGGAGACUCCAUUUUGUUUGUGUACAACGCUGAACACGACUCGGUGCUGGAGGUGAGCAAGGGUGACUACGACAGCUGCACCACAACUUCCCCAGUCGGGACCUACUCCGACGGCCACACCCUCUACACUUUCAAGCACUCUGGCGCUCACUACUUCAUCAGCGGCAACAAAGACAACUGCCUGAAGAACGAGAAGGUUGUCGUGGUCGUGUUGGCCGACAGGAGCAAGAACGGAACAGCACCUGCUGCUUCCCCGCCAUCUCCGACUCCACCAUCACCUGCACCAGCCAUCGAUCAGUCACCUCCAGCGGGGAUAGUUCAGGUCACCCCUACCCAACCUCCUGAAGGCGAGAUGCCCAACAAUGGAGGGCCGUCUUCCAUGGCUGCAGCAGCAGGGAUCAUCGGUUCAGUCGGAGCUUUCCUAGCCUCGUCCCUCGUGCUGGCAUUCUGAUUAUUGGUUCCAGAGACAGGGUUCUUCACCUUCAUGGUUGUUUAACAUUCAAAAGUUGGGUUUCGUUGAUUUUACUUCUUUUGUUUUACUACUGUUAUUCUCCUUGGGUUGGACAUCCUGUGGCAUUUCACCAUGAGUUUGUUCACCACCCAGAGGCUCAGUGCUUUGAUUCUCGCUGGGUGUUUCGGAGAUAUUCCCAUUGUUUGUAUUCGAAUAUUUGUUCGUCAUGGAGAUGGUAAUAGAGAUUAUGAACUAAGCUGGUUGGUGUGCAUUUCAAGAGCAUGUUUGUAUAGAAAACGAAAUAACUGAAAGAGACGAGG
Molecule: messenger RNA, 1913 nt
Organism: Linum trigynum
Lineage: Eukaryota; Viridiplantae; Streptophyta; Magnoliopsida; Malpighiales; Linaceae
Source: the annotation of a GenBank genome assembly